UGUCCCUCCCAUGUUUCACUUAAUUUGGGGGAGGCAAACUUCUGUCAUCUCCUCCCGCCGGCUUCGGUUUAGUAAUCAGACCCACAUGAGUCACGCCGAACACGCAGCCCCCUCCUGCCCGAGUGACAACUGGCCAGCGUACUCUUCGUUGUUGUCCCUUUAAAACUCGAAUCCAAGGGAGUAAUGAUUUAUCAAACUUGUAUUAUCAAGAAAAUGUCAAACGAAGGGCACCUUGCUUUGCACUGACGCAAACCUGGCCUUUCCCGAGGAGAUAUAGAAAGCGCCUCUCUUGCCGGAGUCAAACCCAGUCUUGUCAAUAGCUGGUUUCAGUCUCUACCCAUUCAAUCUGUGUGUCGCCGGUGUCAGACAUGGACUGCGGUGCUCCCAAGGAAAUGAAUAAACAACCAGCCAACAGUCUGGAUGUGGCGGUGGCACCAGGCCACCACGAUGGCCGGUGUGCGCCCAGGACGAGCCCAGACCAGGAGCUUCCCGCGGCCGCCGCCGCACCGCAGCUGCAUGUGCCCAGGUCCGCUUCCACCGGCGCCCAAACUUUCCAGUCCCCAGAUGCGAGAGCCUGUGAGGCCGCGCGGCCGGGAGUGGGGGCUUGCAAACUCAGUAGCCCGAGGGCGCCGGUGGUCUCGGCGGCUCUGCGGGACUUGAGCGAGACUCACAGCGCUCAGGCCGCCCCUCCUGGGGGCACCGCGCCCGGCAACGCGCUGCAUUGUAAGAUCCCGGCCCUGCGCGGCCCAGAAGGGGAUGUGAACGUGAGUGUGGGCAAGGGCACCCUGGAACGGAACAGUACCCCGUCGGUGGGCUGGGUGAAUAUGAGCCAGAGCACCGUGGUGCUGGGCACGGAUGGGAUCACGUCCGUGCUCCCUGGCAGCAUGGCCACCGCUGCUGCCCAGGAGGACGAGGAAGGGGAUGAGAAUAAGGCUCGAGGGAACUGGUCCAGCAAACUGGACUUCAUCCUGUCCAUGGUGGGGUACGCAGUGGGGCUGGGCAAUGUCUGGAGGUUUCCCUACCUGGCCUUCCAGAACGGGGGAGGCUGUGGCAUCGCAAUGCUGAUCAUCUCUGUCCUAAUAGCCAUAUACUACAAUGUGAUUAUUUGCUACACACUUUUCUACCUGUUUGCCUCCUUUGUGUCUGUCCUGCCCUGGGGAUCCUGCAACAACCCUUGGAACACGCCAGAAUGCAAAGAUAAAACCAAACUUUUAUUAGAUUCCUGUGUCAUUGGCGACCAUCCCAAAAUACAGAUCAAGAACUCAACUUUCUGCAUGACUGCCUAUCCCAACUUGACAAUGGUUAACUUCACCAGCCAGGCCAAUAAGACAUUUGUCAGCGGGAGUGAAGAGUAUUUCAAGUACUUUGUGCUGAAGAUCUCUGCUGGGAUUGAAUAUCCUGGAGAGAUCAGGUGGCCGCUAGCCUUCUGCCUCUUCCUGGCUUGGGUGAUUGUGUAUGCGUCUCUGGCGAAGGGAAUCAAGUCUUCAGGAAAAGUGGUAUACUUCACGGCCACGUUCCCAUACGUCGUGCUCGUGAUCCUCCUCAUCCGAGGAGUCACCCUGCCUGGAGCUGGUGCUGGGAUUUGGUACUUCAUCACACCUAAGUGGGAGAAACUCACGGAUGCCACGGUGUGGAAAGAUGCUGCCACUCAGAUUUUCUUCUCUUUAUCUGCUGCAUGGGGAGGCCUGAUCACUCUCUCUUCUUACAACAAAUUCCACAACAAUUGCUACAGGGACACCCUAAUUGUCACCUGCACCAACAGUGCCACGAGCAUCUUUGCCGGCUUUGUCAUCUUCUCAGUGAUUGGCUUCAUGGCCAAUGAACGCAAGGUCAACAUUGAGAACGUGGCAGAUCAAGGGCCAGGCAUUGCAUUUGUGGUGUACCCGGAGGCCUUAACCAGGCUGCCCCUCUCUCCGUUCUGGGCCAUCAUCUUUUUCCUGAUGCUCCUCACUCUUGGACUUGACACUAUGUUUGCCACCAUCGAGACCAUAGUGACCUCCAUCUCGGACGAGUUCCCCAAGUACCUGCGCACACACAAGCCGGUCUUUACUCUGGGCUGCUGCAUUUGCUUCUUCAUCAUGGGCUUUCCAAUGAUCACUCAAGGUGGAAUUUACAUGUUUCAGCUUGUGGACACGUAUGCCGCCUCCUAUGCCCUCGUCAUCAUUGCCAUCUUUGAGCUCGUGGGGAUCUCCUAUGUGUAUGGCUUGCAAAGGUUCUGUGAAGAUAUAGAGAUGAUGAUUGGAUUUCAGCCAAACAUUUUCUGGAAAGUCUGCUGGGCAUUUGUAACCCCAACCAUUUUAACUUUUAUCCUUUGCUUCAGCUUCUACCAGUGGGAGCCCAUGACCUAUGGCUCCUAUCGCUAUCCUAACUGGUCCAUGGUGCUCGGAUGGCUAAUGCUCGCCUGUUCCGUUAUCUGGAUCCCGAUUAUGUUUGUGAUAAAAAUGUAUCUGGCUCCUGGCAGAUUUAUUGAGAGGCUAAAGUUGGUGUGUUCGCCGCAGCCGGACUGGGGCCCAUUCUUAGCUAAGCACCGUGGGGAGCGUUACAAGAACAUGAUCGACCCCCUGGGAACCUCUUCCCUGGGACUCAAACUGCCAGUGAAGGAUGUGGAACUGGGCACCCAGUGCUAGCCUGAUGGCAUGGGACGGCCAAGGCCCAGACUCCAUCCUGGAUUUCCUCUCUGCCUCCCCCUGCUGGUUUCCCCAGCUUUCCUCCCAUUUUCCUUCGUCCCUCCCACAUUUCUGUUCAUACCCGUGCAUGAGAGUGGUUCCAUAGGACAUAGUGUCGCAUGCUGUAGUGAAGAGCUAGACAGACCACUUGAAGCACGGUUUGCCUGUGUCCAUGGUGUCAGUGUCCGGUAGGGUUGGUCCCCUGAGCACACAUUUUAUCCCCCAGGAGUGUAUCAACUAGGCGAGCGCUUUCCAGCGAAGUCACAAAGGAGGUUUGUGUGACUGGUCAACAGAGAAGCGUCCACUGUGUGUUGUCAUGGGUGGUGCCAAUGAGGCAGAUCCAGGAUGGCAGAAUAACAGGACUGUUAAUUUGGACUCAUCGGUGGCGUAGUGGUGAGCUGAGCAGCGUGGUGGUUUCAUUCAGACACAUAAAGAUCAGGGUACAUUUGGAGGGGCAGCAGUGGUCAGAAAAUGUUGUCGAGUAAGACAAGGCCACUGGCUUUGGACACCACCAAGGUGGUUAAGUUCACAUUUCCAUUCACAGUAGGGGAUGCUGCCUUCUUUUGUACCAACUGUGUCCAGUGUGCAAGGACUCUGCACACUGCGAAUCUCAGCGAAGAGUCGGCUCUUCCCUCAGUCAUCCUUUUUUCUUUUCCUUAUAACCAUAUUUGUGAAUUCUUUUGGUCACUUCUCCCACCUCUGCACAAGAAGCCAUCAUAUAAUUUGUGCCUAAUGUUGUAUGUUCGUAAUAGAGCUCCAUUCUGGUUUCUACGUGACAUUUAGCCCUGUGGUUCAGUGUCAUGAUCCUGUGUUUCUUCUUUUCUAAAUGUCUUUCUAUAAGCUGUCGAUACCUUGUCUUUCAACCUCUGGGAAAAUAAGACUCAGCCUGGUUCUGUCUAUAUAUUAUAUAUAUAAGACACAAACUCUUAAAAGUCAGAUAACUUCUCAAUUUUUACUCUUCACUUUUUUCAUUCACAGCCAAUGCCAAUUGUGGUCAUAGAGAAAGAAAAGAAAUGGAGAGCUUAAUAGAAAGCAACCAUAAUAUUCACUGCGCUGGUAGAACAUUUUAGGUCAUGGUAUUUACAGAUAUUUCUGAUAAAUACAGCUUAGGUAAGUAGCAAGCGAGCCAAUUAAGACUAUAGCUUUUAAGACUACAUUUAGCUAAUUCAAUUUUAAGAGUUCCCAAUUCACAGUACUCAUAAGUGCACUCUCUAAUGAGAGCAAAUCAUACGUCUGCAGAGAUUGGCGAAGCCGUAACCUUUAUUAUCUUCUUGUAUCCUGAACAUGCAUAUAUGAAAUUUUUAAAAUGUGAUAUGUGUUCAUGUAGUGUGUACUUGUAGUGGUGUUUUCUGUCCUUAUAAAUAUCUUAUGAAUCACUGUAGAUGGUGAGUUUAGACUAGUGUAGUCUGGGUUUUUUUGUUUUUUUCUCUUACAGUAAUAGGUAAAUCUAAAAUUGUUUCCUUUAGGGGAGACCAUUUCAAUCAUUUUCUUAUUUGUCUUCAUAUUACAGGGUCUCAGGCAAAGUUUUCAGUUCAAAUCUUGUAUAUUGACGUGACAUUUUCAUCCUGUUCAACAGCAAUGAAACCCAACAACAGACCUUAAUGUAACAUUUGUUUAAAAAUGACUUCAUUUGUUUAAAACAAAAAGUCUCAACUCAUUUUACUGAGCUCUCCCUUUUUUAGGGCAAACAUCAUUACCUUUUGCCAACACCAAUGUGAACUUCUAGUUUUCAAGAGCAGCCUGUGGAAACUUUUAGAGAAGGAAACAAAGAUGGGUUUUGAGCUUUAGGCUUUCGUCUCUUUUGUCUGCAGUGCAUGUUUGUCCUCCCCCCCUCCUCGAUCUCCUUUUCCAUCUAGUUCCCAAAGCUAGAACUUACUAGAACAUAUCUCAGAGGCUAAGCCCUUCCCCUAGACUUAGCUUUAGGAAGCUGAGCUGUGGCCUCACCUGUCCCAGUGUUUCCCAUAGUCAUCCGUUGGCCAUUAACAAUGGUUUCCCCAAGAAAGCCAUAUUGAUGAGAAGCCCCCAUUCCUGUAGCAGAUUUCGCAUAGUGGUACCAAAAAUUAGUUUCUCCAGUUGGUCCCUGGUGCAGUGGGAGAGGCAAGGGACAACAACUUAGAUUUGGAAAUCAUCUGCAGCCUUUCCAAUUUGAUGGUAGAAGGAACGAGUGGAAAUCAAUUAGCAUUCUCUCAUAGGACCUGUGUGUUUGUGUCAGGACGAAUGAUUUUUGGAUUUUCUCUCUUGCUCCUUGGCUAAAAGUUGAUUCUGAUGCUGGAUGCCAAUCCACUUUCUGCUAAUUACUGCUGUUGUGAUUAAAAGAAGCGGGGAGAAAGCCCUGUGGAGGCUGCAAGAUUUGUCUUGUCCAAACUGAAAGUUAACUUAAUUGUGAGAAGGGGGACCCCCUCACCCUCAACUGUUUUGCAGUUGAGAGUAGUUGCAUGGUGUUCAUUGCAAUCUGUCCAGUCAAGACACAGUAGCUGUUUCCUGAGCAGCUGGGUUUUCUGUCUCCUUUCCCCUACAAUUUCCACGUUUCAUAUACCCAUAUACGUUACACUUUCCUCAUAGGUAGAAGACUCUGAACUUAUCUGGCAGCAGUUACAUUGGCAAAUGUAGUUUUGCCCAUGUCUAUAGUCAUGUUCAACUUUGAGGCUUUCUUUGCCAGAGGUGGGUUCAGUGUCUGAGCUAUUUCCAGUUAUUGAGAAUCUACCCGCUCUGCACCUCCCGGAGACUUGGCUGGGAUGCUAAAAGUUGAGAUGCAUAUGACCAGAUGGAUGUUUCUAUGCUGUGUUAAAAUGCACAGCCAAUUGGAAGGAAAAAAAAGUGAAUGAAUAAAAAGAACAUGAACAGCAUUAUCAUAAACUGUCACUUGAGAGUCCCCCUUCAAACUGAGGAAAAAACUGAGUUGCUGAGAAAAGACUUUCAUUGGUUCACUGUGUAGAAUGUGGGGUAUUUUCCAUUGGGGAGAUAAUUUCCUAAUAGCAACAAAUGCCAGAAACCCAUUCUGAGUUAAAAAAAAAAAGCCAUAUGUUAAAAACAGUAACUCUGUAAUAUCCUUAAAGGAGAAAAAAAAUGUAUAUUUCUUAACUGUUGGUGUUGUGGCUUCUUGUGCAAAUACUUGUCUUGCAUAUUAGUAACUUAAUCUCUUUAGGGCCAUGUGUUUGUCGUGUAUAAAUGUGUCCAAUCUGGUCUUUUUUUAAAAAAAAAAUUUCCCUUUGUAUUUAUUUAUUGCAUGAAAUCCGGUCAAUGCAAAAUCUUGAUGACCUCAACGUCUUUGAAAUUUCUGAUGUGUUUUUAAUACGUAAGACAUGUAAUCAACUUGUAUUUCAGUGAGUGGCACUUUAAAAAAGACAUUUUAACACAACGACCUUUAAAUGGAUAAGACGGGGGUUGUCUUUGUGUUAAUGUUGCAUUGGAGCUGAGUUUUCCUUUAAGUUCUUAUUCUGUUAUCUACGUGUGCCUCAGUGCUUCCUGACAACCUUCACCUGUCAGCAUGGUUAUCCCAUGCCUCAAAUUAAGAUUUUUCUUUCCUUUCUGUUCCCUUGGCCAUCGGUCAUUUUCCUCUUCCCAGAGACUUGCACAAUAACAAUUGCUUAAUGUAUGCGUGAUGGCAAGGUCACAACACCGCUGCUGUUUUUGCACCUGGAUCUGGGUUUUGACUUGCUUCUUGAAGGCAGAUGACUCACGUGAAGGCUUGCUGCGUGGCAGGUUGUCUUGCAGGGAAAAAAGUUCAGGGUCAGUGAAGGAGCAUUUCUUCUGUUUCGCACUGGGUAUCAUUGCAGAAAACGUCCAGGCUGGGUGCAGAGGUUUGGGUGAUGUCAUCCUAGCACUAAUUUCUCCCCAAAGUGGCCCUAGGAUCUGUAAAAGUGAAGCUUCCUAUCUUUCCUAGAUUUUGCUUCAACUGCACAGAAAGGCUGAGUAAUGUUGAACCGUAGCCUCUGCUCAGUCACCUCAGAGCAGCCUGCAGCCAAAGAGAAAGUGUUUUCAGAGUGGGCAUUGAUCACCUCUGAAAAGCAAGCAGUGGUUUGAUUUGCCUGCCAUGAAUUAAAUACAUCUUCAGGUAACCAUUUGCCUUAUAGGUGUAUUUUAUUGUUAGGGUGAUACUUAGUAAUUGACUAGGAAUUGUUUUGUCUCUCAUUUUUUUUGGUCUUUUUUUUUGCACUUUAUUAUGGACCUAUCAUUGGAAUAGGUUUAUUUUUAAAUGGCAUCUUUGGCUAUUAUCCUAAAUGUAGGCAUCUUAUGUGGUAUUGUUGCCUAUGAAUAAAGAUAUGUUCCCUAAUCAGGUCCUUAUAUUUUUUCAUUAACUGUACAUGAAGAAAAUAUAUUAUGUUACAAAUGAUGCAUCAUAUAUAUAUUAUAGAGUACAUACUAUAUACUGUGCAUUAUUCAUUUAAGAAGUCAUUAUUCUUGAGGCCCUACCUCAAAUUUUGUAUUUAUGUGUACAAAUGCAAUUUAUUGUAUUAUAUAUUUGCCUAUUAUAUACUGACAUAAAUUAGAAUUUAUCCUUAUAAUGUAUGAGUUCACAAAACCCUAAAUAAA
Molecule: messenger RNA, 7199 nt
Organism: Hipposideros armiger (great roundleaf bat)
Lineage: Eukaryota; Metazoa; Chordata; Mammalia; Chiroptera; Hipposideridae
Gene: SLC6A5
Product: solute carrier family 6 member 5
Exons: 15
Coding region: 369-2627 (752 amino acids)
Biological process (GO): sodium ion transmembrane transport; amino acid import across plasma membrane; nitrogen compound transport
Cellular component (GO): plasma membrane
Molecular function (GO): amino acid:sodium symporter activity
Source: RefSeq, a predicted model, not a curated record